ACUAGAAUUGUGUGGAAGAUUUUACGUGGAAGAGAAGAGAAGCGAAGCGAAGUUGAUCGAAGAAUUUGGAAGAAUGGGGUGGGUGUGGAAGGACGACGAACCAGACGAGAGCAAUUCAUCGGCCGGAGAUGUCAUUGAUAGCCGGAACCCUAGGGCCGGCGACCGGUGCUCCACCAGGAAGGUGGUGAAGUCGCAGUGCAGAACGGAGGAGGUGGAGCCCGGAAAGUUCAUCAGAAAGUGCGAGAAAACUGAGGAGCUUCUCAGGGAAUGCGUUGGCAAGCCUGUUGAAGUGAUGCAGUCCAACAAAGAAUACACUGAAGAUGAUGUCACAGAUGAGGUGCUUAAAGGGUCUCUCUCUUUUGGGUCAUCAGAGCAUGGGGCAUUGGAUUUCCCUGGGUUACGGAGUGAUAUUGAAGCCAUAGAACGUAGCUUCCUUGGUGGGCUCAACAGUUUCUUUGAAGCAGCUGAAGAGAUGAAGAAAGGUUUCUUUGGUGCGUUUGGGGGUCCAAGUCUGUUUGAUGGGGAGCCUUCAUCUUCACCGCCUACGAGGCGAGGGAAUCCUUCAUCUUCACCGUCUAUGAGACGAGGGAUACCUAUUGAGGAUAAAGCCUUUCCAACUGAGGCCGAGUCAGGAAAUGUUGAUAUUGCAGGAUUGGCAAAAGAUGUUUGAAGUGCACUAACUGUGGAUCAUCAAGUUGCUGGUUGAUGGUUUGUUAAAGAAAAUAACCAUAAUAACUUAGCUUUUUAUGUCCUUUUUUUUUUUCUUUUCUUAGCAUAUAGCGUGUGUUUGCCUAACGCGUUUUGCAGCAUUAGGCAUUGUUCACGCGUUUUAAGUUUUCAAACGCAGACCCACAGCACAGCAUUAGGCACUGCAUUUUAAAGAAGUUAAUCAAAUGCAGACUCACGGCAUAGUGUUUUCAGCAAAAUAAGCAGUAUCCAAAUAGACCCACAGAGGACAUAAACUCAUUUUACUAUUGCAGAGCAGUGGUUGUUUUUUAAGCCUGUUUUGAAGUGAUUAUGGUCCUGGCAUGCUGUUAGCUAUAGUUUGACAUCUUUUUGUGCUAAAGUUGUGAAUAUGGGUAUGGUCUUUUUGCUGGAUUCUUGGGUUUUGAUCUAUGAGUGGAUAGCAUCCAACCUUUCUCUGUAUGUGCACGAAUCAAUUUGAAUGGUGAAGAUCUAACCCUUUGCCCA
Messenger RNA from Quercus lobata, 1191 nucleotides. RefSeq names its product Mal d 1-associated protein. Bases 74 to 670 code for a protein of 198 amino acids. Lineage: Eukaryota; Viridiplantae; Streptophyta; Magnoliopsida; Fagales; Fagaceae. The transcript has 2 exons. The record is from RefSeq and is a predicted model, not a curated record.